UCUUUAGCCCUUAUAUAUAUAUAACUCCUAUUCCCAAACUUAUAUCCUAUAUUUGUGUCACUAAAAAGAUAUAUCAUUUGGUGCAUAUACACACUUAGAUCUCCUCUGUUCUUGUCUGAUCUUCCAAACAUGGCAAUGCAAACAUUUUUAUUAAGCUUGGCUGUUAUGGCAGCCAUGCUCAUUCAACUCACCAUGGGAGAAACUUACACAGUAGGAGGCAGUGGUGGAUGGGAGCAAACCUCAGACCUCCAAACUUGGGGAUCAUCUCAGACUUUUUCAGUCGGAGACAGUCUCAGUUUCCAAUAUACUCCAAACCAUAAUGUUAUCGAAGUUCCUAAAGCAGACUACGAUGUUUGUGGGACAACUAACCUGAUUCAGAUCUACAACGACGGGAGUACAAUCAUUCCUUUAACAUCUCCAGGAAAGAGAUACUUCAUUUGUGGAACAUCAGGACAUUGCAGCGGAGGAAUGAAGCUUGAAAUCACUACUCUUGCAGCAGCCACCCCAUCUUCUCUUCCUCCCUCCUCUAAUACUCCAACUCCAAAGCCAUCUUCUCCUCCUUCCCCACCCGGCCCCGUCGCAGAUAAUUCGCCUGAGGCCGAGCCAACCGCAGCUCCUCCAUUGUCGCCUUAUUCAUCCGUGGAGGACGGCUCGCCCUUGUCACUCACUCCUAUUGCUCCUUCUACCAGUGCUCACCUCUCCGCCCCAGCACCAUCUGCUGCACCGGUCAACUUUGCAACCAGUUUUCGAUCUGGACUCUUGAUGGGGUUCGGUGCCUUGCUUCUAGCUUUUUAAGCUGCAUGUUAUAAUAAUUAUAGAUAAUUUUUUUAAAAAGAAAAAUGUAAUAUUAUUACCUAUUAUUGAGUAUAUUAUAAAAUCUUUAUAUGUCACUCUUUAUCAUUUUCUUUCGGUACGUUCGAGCCUUCAUCUAAUCAAUAUUUUUUACUGUGAAGCUAUGUUUGGUUUCCAAAACAAAAG
Messenger RNA from Cannabis sativa, 978 nucleotides. RefSeq names its product uclacyanin 1. Bases 130 to 795 code for a protein of 221 amino acids. Gene Ontology annotation, molecular function: electron transfer activity. Gene Ontology annotation, cellular component: plasma membrane. The record is from RefSeq and is a predicted model, not a curated record. Lineage: Eukaryota; Viridiplantae; Streptophyta; Magnoliopsida; Rosales; Cannabaceae. The transcript is spliced from 2 exons.